This is a messenger RNA of Mesoplodon densirostris (Blainville's beaked whale), 2192 nucleotides long. RefSeq names its product solute carrier family 6 member 11 (gene SLC6A11). The record is from RefSeq and is a predicted model, not a curated record. Gene Ontology annotation, molecular function: gamma-aminobutyric acid:sodium:chloride symporter activity. Gene Ontology annotation, cellular component: plasma membrane. The coding region runs from base 291 to 2192 and encodes 633 amino acids. NCBI's taxonomy places the organism in Eukaryota, Metazoa, Chordata, Mammalia, Artiodactyla, Ziphiidae. The transcript is spliced from 14 exons. Gene Ontology annotation, biological process: sodium ion transmembrane transport; neurotransmitter transport.
AUGUGGGUAGGACAUGAGAAGGAAGGGGUAGCGCGCGCAAGGUGCUCGGCGCGCGCAAGGCGCUCGGCGCGCGCAAGGUGCUCACUGGCCCGGCCUAGCCGGGCUGAGGCGACGCGGGCGCCGGGCGGGCCGGGCCGCCGCGCAGCGUCCCCGUCCGUGCGCUGGCCCGGCCCGGCCCCUCAGCUCCACCCCCUGCCUCCCCCUCCCGCCUGCUCGCGCCUCCUGAAAAGCCAGCCCGCCCGGGGCGGCGGCGCAGAGCCGGCCCGGCGCACGAGGCAGCCAGCGCGGCCAUGACGGCGGAGAAGGCGCUGCCUCUGGGCAACGGGAAGGCUGCCGAGGAGGCGCGGGAGUCCGAGGUGCUGGGUGGCGGCGGCGGCGGCAGCAGGGGCGCGGCGUCCGCCCGCGACCCGCGCGACAAGCGCGACAAGGCAGUCCACGAGCGCGGCCACUGGAAUAACAAGGUGGAGUUCGUGCUGAGCGUGGCAGGGGAAAUCAUCGGGCUGGGCAACGUGUGGCGCUUCCCUUACCUGUGCUACAAGAACGGCGGAGGGGCAUUCCUGAUUCCCUAUGUGGUGUUUUUUAUAUGCUGUGGGAUUCCUGUUUUUUUCCUGGAAACAGCUCUGGGACAAUUUACGAGUGAAGGUGGCAUUACGUGUUGGAGGAAAGUGUGCCCUUUAUUUGAAGGCAUUGGCUAUGCAACGCAGGUGAUUGAGGCCCAUCUAAACGUGUACUACAUCAUCAUCCUGGCGUGGGCCAUUUUCUACCUGAGCAACUGCUUCACCACCGAGCUCCCCUGGGCCACCUGUGGGCACGAAUGGAACACAGAGAACUGCGUGGAGUUCCAGAAACUGAACGCAACCAACCACAGCCACGUGUCCCUACAGAAUGCCACCUCUCCCGUCAUGGAGUUUUGGGAGCGCCGGGUCCUGGCCAUCUCAGAUGGGAUCGAGCACAUCGGGAACCUUCGCUGGGAGCUGGCCUUGUGUCUGCUGGCAGGCUGGACCAUCUGUUACUUCUGCAUCUGGAAGGGGACCAAGUCCACAGGAAAAGUGGUGUACGUCACCGCGACCUUCCCCUAUGUCAUGCUGCUGAUACUCCUGAUCCGGGGGGUCACGUUGCCCGGGGCCUCCGAGGGCAUCAAGUUCUACCUGUACCCCGACCUCUCCCGGCUCUCCGACCCACAGGUCUGGGUAGAUGCUGGGACGCAGAUCUUUUUCUCCUAUGCCAUCUGCCUGGGUUGUCUGACUGCUCUGGGAAGUUAUAACGAUUAUAACAACAACUGCUACAGGGACUGCAUCAUGCUCUGUUGCCUGAACAGUGGCACCAGCUUCCUGGCCGGGUUUGCCAUCUUCUCAGUCCUGGGCUUCAUGGCAUAUGAGCAAGGGGUGCCCAUCGCCGAGGUAGCAGAGUCAGGGCCCGGCCUGGCCUUUAUCGCUUACCCCAAGGCCGUCACCAUGAUUCCCCUCUCCCCACUGUGGGCCACCUUGUUCUUCAUGAUGCUCAUCUUCCUGGGCCUGGACAGCCAGUUUGUGUGUGUGGAAAGCCUGGUGACCGCUGUGGUGGACAUGUACCCCAAGGUCUUCCGGAGGGGCUAUCGGCGGGAGCUGCUCAUCCUGGCCCUGUCGGUCACCUCCUAUUUUCUGGGCCUCGUGAUGUUAACAGAGGGUGGCAUGUACAUCUUCCAGCUCUUUGACUCCUACGCCGCCAGUGGGAUGUGCCUUCUCUUUGUGGCCAUCUUUGAAUGCAUCUGCAUCGGCUGGGUAUACGGAAGCAACCGCUUCUAUGAUAACAUCGAAGACAUGAUUGGCUACCGGCCGUUGUCACUCAUCCAAUGGUGCUGGAAAGUCGUGACCCCCGGGAUCUGUGCGGGCAUCUUCAUCUUCUUCCUGGUCAAGUACAAGCCCCUGAAGUACAACAACAUCUAUACCUACCCCACCUGGGGCUAUGGCAUUGGCUGGCUCAUGGCCCUGUCCUCCAUGCUCUGCAUCCCGCUCUGGGUCUUCAUCAAGGUGUGGAAGACGGAGGGGACGCUGCUGGAGAAAUUCCAGAAGUUGACGACCCCCAGCGCCGAUCUGAACAUGCGGGGCAAGCUUGGGGCAGGCCCACGGACGGUGAUGGUUAAUGACUGUGACGCCAAACUCCAGGGUGAUGGGACCAUUGCAGCUAUCACAGAGAAGGAGACGCACUUCUGA